AUGCCUACGUUCACCAUUAGCCGUGAAAACUGGCAGCGAUUCAAGAUCCUUGAACUUGCUGACCCAAGCUGUCACUUACCAGCUCAAACUGAUAUGGUAAUCGGCAGCGAUAUACUUCCACAAAUCCUGGUGGAAGGUAUAAAAAAGAUUUGCGACACUAUACUUGCGCAAAAAACAAUAUUUUGCUGGAUUCUCAGUGGUCCAAUAACCGAAAAUGUGGUGUCAUUCUCGACACAAGUAGAAGAGUGCUCGAAUACAACUCUGAGCUCUCAGCUUAGAAAGUUUUGGGAACAGGAGGAGAUUCCACAACCUCCACAAAUUUCCCCUGAAGAUGAGGCAUGUGAGCAUAUAUAUGCAACAACAACGACUCGUGCCCCAAACGGUGGAUACAUUGUGCGACUUCCAUUCAAGGAAGAAUUUCGAAAAAAGCUGUCUCUGGGCCACUCUCGGUCUGCUGCACUUCAGCAGUUUUUCAGUAUGGAGCGAUCGCUUCAGAAAAAAGGAGACUUAGCCACAAUGUACAAUAAUGUGUUGCAAGAGUAUCUCGACCUCGGUCAUAUGGAGCACACGAAUCCAUGCGAGAUAAUUUCCAAUGGCAAAUACUUCUCUUUCUACUUGCCACAUCAUGCGGUCGUCAAACCAGAUAAGGUGUCCAAAGUUCGCGUGGUAUUCAACGCCUCAAAAACAUCUGGUUCAGGAAAAUCCCUGAAUGACGUGUUGCACACUGGUCCCACACUCCACCCAGAUCUCAUGCUGCUCAUUCUGCAGUAG
Rhagoletis pomonella (apple maggot) is the source of this 771-nucleotide messenger RNA. RefSeq lists its product as uncharacterized. The transcript has a single exon. The coding region runs from base 1 to 771 and encodes 256 amino acids. The record is from RefSeq and is a predicted model, not a curated record. Lineage: Eukaryota; Metazoa; Arthropoda; Insecta; Diptera; Tephritidae.